AUGGCUUCGACCAGCUGGAAUGCCAUGGCGUUGUCUCUGGCGCAAGAUCAAGACGCGCAUUUGCUGGAGUUCUUCAACUGUCCCAGCACCUUUGGCAAAGCCAUAAUGCGUGUGAAGCACAACCUUUACUACUUCCGCUUCAGUUACUCCAUCGUCAUCCUCUUUAUCCUCUUCACCAGCCUCUUAUGGAACCCCCUCGCCAUCGUCGUCUUCACCAUCUUCUUCUUUGGCUGGUUGGUCGGUUACUGCUGUAACGACGAUCCAAUUGAGCUCAUAAACUGCAAUGUCGAUUGCCGCGGGUUCUUGGCUGUUUUUUGGGUCCUCACACUUUUUGCUCUGAUCUCUACCGGUUUCUGGCUCAAUGUCUUGGUUUCGAUCUUGAUUGGUUCUGCGCUUGUUGGAAUCCACGCCUUGUUUAGGAGAACGGACGAUCUGUAUUAUGUGGAACUGAUACAGCGAGAGUCCAUAAUCAUCCAGAGGGUCGAUGGGGCGUCACAUCAUUGCUGA
Ziziphus jujuba (common jujube) is the source of this 507-nucleotide messenger RNA. Its product is annotated as PRA1 family protein F3. Gene Ontology annotation, cellular component: Golgi apparatus; endoplasmic reticulum. Bases 1 to 507 code for a protein of 168 amino acids. Lineage: Eukaryota; Viridiplantae; Streptophyta; Magnoliopsida; Rosales; Rhamnaceae. The transcript has a single exon. Gene Ontology annotation, biological process: vesicle-mediated transport. The record is from RefSeq and is a predicted model, not a curated record.